GUACCAACCAGCACAGUAGGUGGGGGUGGUCAACGUGUACUGAUGUCCGGGUGGCUGGCAGGGGCUCGGGAUGCCUCCAAUGUAGUAUGGCAGGCAACCGGGGAAAUGUAACGACUCCCAGUGAUACUCCCGGCCUGGGGGCCCUCUCCGGUCACGGGGAGCAGACGCGCCCCCUGCAGCCAGAAGAAACUCACUCCUACAGACAGGAGAACGAACUGCAGGUGCUGGAGGCCAUCUAUGGGCAAGAUUUCACAGAUCUCCGGAGAACUUCUGUGUGGAAGGUACAACAACCUCCAGAAGUUACUCUUGCUUUACGUCCUCAGGUUAAUGAGUGUCAUGUGAAACUGGAUCUAUGGGUGAAGUGUCCAGAAACAUACCCUGAUGUGCCACCAGAAAUUAAACUUAAAAAUGUGAUGGGUUUGUCAAAUGAAAAUGUCACUUCUCUGACAUCUAGUUUGAAGGAGCUGGCUACACAGCUGUGCGGAGAGGUAAUGAUUUAUCAGCUGGCAGACCACGUUCAAUGUUUUCUAACAGAACAAAACAAGCCACCAACUAAAUCAUUUCAUGAAGAGAUGCUGAAGAACCUUCAGAGGCAGCAAGAGAAAAUCGCAUUGGAGGAACAGAGAAGGGUUCAUGAGCUUAAGAGGAAAGAAGAGCAGACAAGGAGAGAAAUCCUUGAUGAAAUCCAAAGGAGGGAAGAGGAGAAAAAGGAAGAGAAACGGAGGCAAGAGAUUGCCAAAUUGGAGAGACUUGAAAGUGCCAACCAGACAUGUCAGGAAAAUUCUGUAAAAAUUAAUAACAUCGCAGGACCUAAAACCCUAACAACUAAUGGAAAUCUACCAGAACACGGAGGACACAACAGAACUCGCACUACCUCUGCUGGCAGAUCAAAGCGAGAUCGACAGUACUCUGUGUGUAGUGAUGACAGUGCAGCUUCCUAUGAGGUGCUGACAUUUGACAUUGGUGGUCCUGGUCAAUUAGUUGUGCACAGAGGGAAAUGUCUGGGAAAAGAUGAACAGCUCGGUAAAUCUAUAUACAAUGGUUUGGAAAUGGUAACUGGCGAUUUUGUCAUAAUCUAUGAAUGGGUGCUUCAGUGGCAAAAAAAGAUGGGCAAGUUCCUCACAAACCAGGAAAGAGACAAAGUUGACAAAUGCAAGAAACAGAUUCAAGGUACAGAGACUGAAUUCAGCUCCCUCACCAAGCUUAAUCAUCCCAAUAUCGUGCGUUAUCUUGCCAUGAGAGUGAUAGAGAACGAAGAUUCAAUUUCUGUCGCCAUUGUGGUUGAACAUGUAAAUGGGAAUAAACUUUCCAGCUUCCUUGAACAGGAGGUUCCGGUUUCUGUGGACCAGCUUCGACAUUACGCAUCUGAGCUUUUAUCUGCUUUGGAUUAUUUGCACAGUAAUUCCGUGGUACACAAGGUAUUAUGCGCCUCUGGCGUCCUGGUGACCAGCGACAGGAAAGUCAAACUAACCGACUAUAGCCUUUCCAAACGCCUGGCAGACAUCUGCAAAGAAGAUGUUUUUGAGCAGACCAAAGUCCGUUUCAGUGAGGACGCCCUGCCAAGCAAAACUGGCAAGAAGGGCGAUAUAUGGAAACUUGGCCUCCUGCUGUUGUCACUUAGUCAGGGAAAGGUGGUUAGAGAAUAUCCAGUCAAAGUACCUAGUGAGCUGCCAGCUGACUUCCAGGAUUUUCUCCAAAAUUGUGUGUGUCUGGAAGACCAGGAACGGUGGAGUGUGCAACAAUUGUUGGGUCACAGCUUCAUAAAUACUCCUCCACAGUGUUCGCUCACAGAGGACAGCCCAGAAGAUUACACAGGAGUAGACUGCACAGAGACUGUCAUUCCCUGUGCUUCUGUUUCAAAUGCUUUAUUCCACAUAGAAUCACAGAGGCAAUUUUCUCGCUACUUUAAUGAGUUUGAAGAACUACAGAUGCUGGGUAGAGGUGCCUUCGGGGCUGUUAUCAAGGUUCAAAAUAAGCUGGAUGGCUGCUACUAUGCAGUAAAACGAGUUCAGAUUAACCCUGCCAGCAAGCAGUUCAGGAGAAUUAAAGGCGAGGUGACAUUACUGUCUAGACUGAACCAUGAGAACAUAGUGCGAUACUACAAUGCCUGGAUUGAGAAGCAUGAACUCCCAUCUUCUGCUGCUCCUAAAUCUCCUGCAAUAUGUGGAGAGAAGAAGGUGCAGAUAAAGACAGAACAGUCUGCAAAGAAUGAACUUGGACUGAUAGAUGAUGUGGAAGCCAAUGCUCCAGCCCCAAUUAUGAGCAGCUCUGUUGAGUGGAGUACCUCCUGUGAGCGGUCCUCCAGUGCCCAUUGUAACACCUCUGAUCAUGAUUCCAGUGAUGAGGAUGAUGAUGAAGAGGGCGUCUUUUCACCAUCUUUCUUGCCAGGAUCGGACUCUGAUAGUGAAAUUAUUUUUGAAAAUGAGGAUGAAAACAGUCCUGAUCAGGUUGAAGAGUGUGUUGAAGGCAAAGCAGCAGAGCACAAAGAAUUGCUCUUCAAAGUGGCUGUGCAUUACCUCUACAUUCAGAUGGAAUACUGUGAAAAAAGCACUUUACGGGAUACUAUAGAUCAAGGUUUAUAUCUGGACACCAGUCGUCUUUGGAGGCUCUUUCGAGAGAUUUUAGAUGGCCUGGCCUACAUCCAUGAACAGGGGAUGAUUCACAGAGAUCUAAAACCUGUUAACAUCUUCUUAGAUUCAGAAGAUCAGGUGAAAAUAGGAGAUUUUGGUCUGGCCACAGAUCACCCAGCCUAUGUAACUGACUCAACACAAGAAGAGGACCAAGAUCGCACUGACUUUGUUAAAGUUGACCCUGAAGGAAAACUCACUGGAAUGGUGGGUACAGCCUUGUAUGUGAGUCCAGAGGUCCAAGGGAGCACCAAAGCUUCUUAUAACCAGAAAGUGGACCUCUUCAGUCUGGGAAUCAUAUUGUUUGAGAUGUCAUAUAGACCUAUGGAUACAAGCUCUGAGAGGAUUUCAGUAUUAAGCAUGUUAAGACAGUCUUCCAUAGUAUUCCCACAUGAUUUUGAGAAACCAGAGACAGAGAAGCAGAGAAAAGUUAUCACUUGGCUCUUGAACCAUGAUCCUGCAUCUCGUCCUACGGCUAUGGAACUCUUGAAAUGUGACCUUCUGCCACCACCUCAGCUUGAAGAGUCUGAACUUCACGAGGUGCUUCACCAUACCUUGGCCAAUAUAGACGGAAAGGCCUACCGCACAAUGAUCAGUCAAAUUUUUGCCCAGCGCAUAUCACCUGCAAUGGACUACACCUAUGACAGUGAUCUAUUUAAGGGUGGUUUCUCUGCCCGUUCAGCUAGAGUCCAUCAUCAUGUGUGUGAGACGGUCUGUCGAGUGUUUAAAAGACACGGAGCAGUAAAGCUGCAUACACCUUUGUUAAUGCCUCGGAGCAAAAUGGUGUCUGAAAGUGGUGAAUCAGCCUGUUUUAUGGACCAUAGUGGCAUGCUAGUAACACUUCCGUAUAAUCUCAGGAUUCCUUUUGCACGAUAUGUUGCAAGAAAUAAUGUAACUAACUUUAAAAGGUACUGUAUUGAGAGAGUCUUUAGGCCACGGAAACUUAACCGCUGUCACCCAAAGGAACUUACUGAAUGUGCAUUUGAUGUGAUUACCUCAUCUGUGAACAGCUAUCUGCCUAUUGCAGAGACCAUCUACACAAUAUAUGAGAUAAUUCAGGAAUUUCCAGUGUUACAGGAAAGAAAUUACAGUAUUUAUUUAAACCACACAUCCUUAUUGAAAGCCAUCCUCCUUCACUGUGGUGUUCCAGAAGAUAAGCUUAUCCAAGUGUACACUAUUCUUUAUGAUGCCAUGAUUGAAAAACUUACUAAAAGAGAAGUGGAAGCCAAAUUUUGUAACCUAUCUCUUUCUCAGGACAAUUUCCAAUUGAAUAGACUUUAUAAGUUUAUUGAGCAGAAAGGAGAGCUCCAUGAGCUGGAGGCAAUGAUGGCCUCUCUGACAAAGCAGAAAUCAGGGGUUGGCAUCCUGGCAAAGCAAGGCCUGAAAGACCUGGAGGAAAUCAUUGGACUAGUUAAGAGGCUGGGCAUUAAGCUUCAGAUGGUGGUAAAUUUCGGCCUGGUGUACAAGAUGCAGCAGCACAAUGGGAUUGUGUUUCAAUUUGUGGCAUUCAUCAAACGCCGACAGAGGACCAUCCCUGAGAUCCUGGCAGCUGGGGGGAGAUAUGACCAUCUGAUUUCCCAGUUUCGAGGGCCUCAGACUGGAUCUGCCAUUCUACCCUGUGCUGUUGGCAUUAGUAUUGCUAUAGACAAGAUUUCCGCUGCUCUGUCCAAUGCUGAGGAAAAUGUAACCGUCAGCAGCUGUGACUUGCUUGUUGUGAGUGCUGGGCAGAUGUCUGUAAACAGGGCAACUGGAAUAAUUCAGAAGCUAUGGGCGGCAGGCAUUACAGCCGAGAUAAUGUAUGACUGGUCUGAGUCACAGGAUGAGCUGCAAGAGCAUUGCAGGAUAUCUGGGAUCACUCAUGCUGCCAUUGUCUCAGAUAAAGAAGGAAAUCACGUCAAGCUGAAGGCAUUUGAAAAGGAAAGGCAGAGCGAGAAGAGAAUAUUGGAGUCGGAUCUGGUAGAUCAUCUUUUGCAGAAGCUGAGGAUCAAAGUGCUGGAUGAGAGAAAUAACAGGGAAGUGUUGGACACCAUGUCUGGUCAGAAUGUGAAAGGCACUUUCGCCAGCUCACAGAGUCAGUUUGAGCAGCACAGCAGUAGCAUGGUCCCGAAUGUCAGUGUCAUCGCUCCAGAAAGGUUAUCUGCCAGCGCACGACGCCGUUAUGAAACCCAGGUUCUUUCAAAACUUCAAACUUCCAUAACAAUCUUUCAGCAAAGAAAUACGGAGAUUGAAAUUCUGGCAGUUGAUCUACCAAAGGAAACAAUACAAAGUUUGCUAUCACUCGAGUGUGGCGAUGAACAUAUUUUCCAUGCAUCUAUGAAGCGGCUCAUGGCUAGACUGCCAAAACAAAGAUAUCUGAAGCAGAUAUUUGAUGAGAUUUACACAAUCAAAAUAGAAAAGAGGGUGCCGGUGCUUGUGCUAUAUAGUUUUCAAGAUGAUUACUACAAGAUCCUCUUCUAGUUUUCUCCUGCCUUUGAAGAAUGUUAUUACUGUAACUUUUCCCAACCUGGAGGAC
This is a messenger RNA of Nanorana parkeri, 5139 nucleotides long. RefSeq names its product eukaryotic translation initiation factor 2 alpha kinase 4 (gene EIF2AK4). The transcript is spliced from 40 exons. Lineage: Eukaryota; Metazoa; Chordata; Amphibia; Anura; Dicroglossidae. Gene Ontology annotation, molecular function: protein binding; eukaryotic translation initiation factor 2alpha kinase activity; ATP binding. The coding region runs from base 87 to 5084 and encodes 1665 amino acids. Gene Ontology annotation, biological process: regulation of translational initiation by eIF2 alpha phosphorylation; DNA damage checkpoint signaling. Gene Ontology annotation, cellular component: cytosol. The record is from RefSeq and is a predicted model, not a curated record.